Dinoponera quadriceps is the source of this 3898-nucleotide messenger RNA. Its product is annotated as facilitated trehalose transporter Tret1-2 homolog. Lineage: Eukaryota; Metazoa; Arthropoda; Insecta; Hymenoptera; Formicidae. The transcript has 11 exons. Gene Ontology annotation, cellular component: membrane. Gene Ontology annotation, molecular function: transmembrane transporter activity. The coding region runs from base 1413 to 3053 and encodes 546 amino acids. Gene Ontology annotation, biological process: transmembrane transport. The record is from RefSeq and is a predicted model, not a curated record.
AGCUUAGUCAUCGUGACGUGAAGAAUCGGCGCUCAUCCUACGUGCGCGUUCGCCAAGUUCGCUCGUACGUCAACAGACGACAAAGCGAGUUUAGUUCUCGAAAAUCAUCGCGUCAGUUGCUCGCGAAGCUCGCUCGCCCGCAGACUUCGGACCGGCGUGAGUGACGGACGUGUUAUAUACGGAGACGACGAGGUGACGAAGUUUCCAUCGGGUCGGGAGUACCGCUCUCGUUCGAAUUACGAUCCACGGGUUCAACGUCCCCCCGGGGAAAUGAAUGAGUCGGCUGGCGCGUGAAUUCGCGACCCCACUCUCUCUCUCGUUCUUGUUCAAGAAGCCGGAACGUCAGGCAGGGAGUUAAAGUGGACCGAGCCGAUCAGUGAGUGCGGUUCGCCACUUUCCCCAUGAACCUUCGUCCCACGGCCAUUACGCUCGGUCUUUUAGUCGUGGCCAGUUUCGUCGGGAGCCUAUCGGCGUAGAAUUCGCGGGAGCCGUUCGGAACGGAUGAGACUCGCAGCUGGAAAAAUUCGGCUAUAAUUUUUUGUAACGAGAGAGAAAACAGUCGAUUAGCCGAGUGUAUGAAGCGAGAAGUUUGCAGAGGCUUUGAGAGAUAGACUCGACGAGUGAAUUUUUAUCGCGCGUCUGAUGCAACAGAAUUCCGACAGGCGGCCGCGCGACACUCCAAGUAUAAUUAACAUAUUAACAUUAAUCGCAUUCAAGUAUCAUGAGAUUAACUUGUCGGUCGAAGUUAAACUAGUAUGUAAAGUCGACGAAGGAUUCUAAUGAGGACGCGCGUAAGUGUCGAGAAAGAAAGACGAGCCGGCGGCGGGCCCGUCGCAAAUUUUCUCACCGAGAGCGUCGUUAAGGAGACUUUGCUAUUUGCGAGAAACACUUGACAGUGACGUAUAGUUCGGCCAAUCGUACUUUCUUCGUAAUUUUCCUCUUUUCCUCAACUCGACACAGAACGUUUCGAAAUCCUCUUUCCGAAGUCAUUCAAAACGAUAAUUAUAAAAUAAAGGCGAGCAAACGCAAGAUAAAAUUAUGCGGACAAAUAUUUGCGUAUUUUCAACAUAGUUGAUGUUUACAGUUGGUGUUGUAUUGAAAAUAGAAAAUUACCAUACUUCAGCUCGGAACAAGCCUGCGUGUGUGUGUGUACCAACUUCCUACCUUCGAGUCCAACGUUCACUGCGUGUUCCUCUCCGCGAGGUACUCUCGAGAAAGAACGUGCACUGGUCAUAGGAUUACGUAAUGAGGAGAAAUAAAACUCGAAAUGUCACGGCAAGAAACGUUAUAGUUAUAAUUAGAGUUAGAACUUGUUUACGAAUGAUGUAGUGAUCAAAGGCUAUACCGGACGAGAACAUCGAUUAUCGAGGACGCUUGGAAAUAGUCGUUGAUCGUGAUUCAAUCGAAGCGACAUGGCUCUCAUUGUGAGCGAAGAGGGACAGGCGAUGCUCCGGCAGGAGGCCGUCAACCUGUACCAAAAGGCGCUGAGUGUGAAGAGCGUUUGCGAGGACAUCGAGAACAACAACAGCCUCGACGAUGUUAAAAGCGAAGAGGUUGCGUUGCGAAAGAAGGGUGAAACGCCGGCGCACUAUUCGUCGAACUGGAAGGGAGUGUUAGCACAGUGUCUGGUAACAGGUGCGGUAUUGCUAUUGGCGACCGGCGGCGGCAUGCCGAUUGGUUACAGUGCCGUCUUGCUGCCGCAAUUGUCGGAGCCCAACAGCAUCGUGCAGGUGAAUCAAAAUCUCGGUUCCUGGAUAGCCUCGGUUCACAGUUUGGCCACACCAUUCGGCUCGCUGCUGUCGGGCCCGCUCACCGAAACGAUCGGUCGACGGGGCACCCUCCAGUUGUCGGCGAUUCCACUGUGCAUAGGAUGGUUGAUCAUCGGCUUCUCGAGGAGUGUGAUCUCUAUCUUAGUAGGAAGGGUGAUCUGCGGUCUGUCUGUGGGCUUGAUGGCGGUACCCGCGCAGGUGUUGUUGGGAGAAACGGCGGAUACAGGUCUCCGUGGCUUUCUGGUGUGCGGCGGGUUCGCCGCGUACUGCUUGGGUAUUCUACUAGUCUACAUUCUCGGCGCCACUUUGAAUUGGAAGCUCGUGGCCUUCUACGGCGUCGUACUCCCUGUCCUGUCCUUCAUCGCGUUCUGCCUGCUGCCCGAGAGUCCUGUCUGGCUCAUUAAAAAGAAGAAAAUCGAGAAGGCAAGGAAAGCCUUUCUGUGGCUGAGAGGCGGAGACCUGGAACAGGCGAAUGCAGAGGUUGUGAUGAUGGAAGCGAGGGUAAAAGCCGAUCUGGUUGAAAAGCAACGUCAGGUCGAGAAAAUCUCGCUGAGGCAGCGCGUCUCCUCAGUGAUGUCCGUGAUCCGCGAUCCGGGCGUGCUGAAACCACUGAUCAUCAUCAACGUAUUCAACCUGCUCCAGUUGUGCAGCGGGACGUACGUUAUCGUUUUCUACGCCGUCAAUCUCGUCCAGGAUAUCGGUGGCGAUAGUAUAAACAACUACUUGGCGGCCGUGGUGACAGCAGUCGUCCGGUUCGUCUUCUCCAUCGUCUCCUGCCUUAUGUUCCUCCGAAUAAGGAGGCGAGUCGUAAGUAUCGCCUCGGCGCUUGGCACGGCGGUCUCCUCGUUGAUUCUCGCGGGAUACAUGCUCGCUAGGCAGGAAGGGUCCUCUGUAGAUUCGUACAUGCUGGCCGUAUUCUUGCUGAUCUACGUGGCCAUUAACACAAUAGGUCUGCUAACGCUACCGGCGCUGAUGAUCGGCGAGUUGAUACCGAUGCGGGCGCGCGGCGUCGGCGGCGGAUGCACCUUCUGCAUCUUCAAUAUACUUAUAUUCCUGAUCACCAAGUUUUUCCCGUCGGUGAACAACGUGAUUGGCGUCACCGGGAUCUUCACUAUCUUCGGCGUCUUCGGUCUGUUAGCGGCUGUUUUCCUUUACCUCGCCCUCCCGGAAACGAAGAGCAGUACUCUCGAGGAGAUCGAGGAUUACUUCAAGCAAAGUAAUCUGCUAUGGGUGACGAGGACGAAGGUCAAGAAAAGGAACACGAUCACGAUGAAUAACAUUUGAACGUCUCUCGGGGCGCGUGUAAAUAAGUGCGAGAUUUAAUGUGCGUUAACUGUAAUUUAUACGACCGGUCCCGAGUAAAUGCGUAAUUAUAUAUUUUUAUAUGGAGAUCACACCCGAAGAAUCGAUUGCGUAAUGAUAUUUUUAUAUAUUACCGUUUUGUAUAAGAUAUUUCAGUAACGCGUUGCGCAAAUGAAGAAACGCAACUCGUCCUCGUAUGACGGCGUGUCGAUCAGACACGUACAUGGAAAACUGUAUUUGAACUUUGUCUGCGAUUUACCUUCGAAUAAAAUAGAAUUUCCGAUGAUAAUUGCCGUCGACUAUAUCACGUACCACUGGUGAGAUAGUCCGGUCAGUUAAAAAGAAUUCGAAUCGGAACUAUUUCCAGCGCACUAGCAAUCCAUCCAGCGAGAAGUGGUCCGUCAUCGACAUCGAUUCAUUUCUGUCUGUUAGUGAUCAUUUUCCUUUACCUCGUUCUGCCGGGAACAAAGAGCAAUACUCUCGAAAAGAUCGAAGAUUACUUCAAGGUAAAAUGAUUUGCUCGAAUAGCGAAGCGAGCUCGCGUGUCGAUCGAAGUGGUAAAUUGUAGUAUGCUCAAUUGGACUGUUUCUUUAUAGCCAAAUAAUUUACUACGAGUGACGAGGAAGAAGGUCGAAAGAAGGUACAUGAUUACGAUGAAGAACGUUUGAGCGGCUCGUCUCUCGGUGCGCGUGUAAAUAAGUGCGAGAUGUAAUGCGUUAGCUGUAAUUUAUACGACCGCAGGUUUGUCCGAUUAAACGCGUGAUUACGUAUCUUUAUAUGGAGAUCAGAAUCGAUUGCGAAAAUAAUUAUCUUGUAUAUUACCGUUU